Molecule: messenger RNA, 1164 nt
Organism: Danaus chrysippus (African queen)
Lineage: Eukaryota; Metazoa; Arthropoda; Insecta; Lepidoptera; Nymphalidae
Source: the annotation of a GenBank genome assembly
AUGUUCGGCAGCAGCGGCAGCGGCGGCUACGGGGAUGGGGAGGGCUAUGGACUGGGCUACGUGGGGGGAGGGAGGCUGCAGCAGUACGCGCACUUCGCUCCUCACCAGACAUGGCAUCACCACCCCGCCCACCACGACACAUAUGCAGGAGGUAGCGGUGUGGGCAGUGUGGGCACCGUGGGCGGCGUCGGCAGCGUGGGUGGUGUGGGCGGCGUGGGCGGUGUGGGCGGUCUUUACCCCCAGAACAUGGUGAUGGGAUCUUGGUGCGGGCCCUAUGAUGCCCUACAGAGACCUCCAGCUUACGAUGGAGUGCUGGAGGCCUACGAGGAGGGUCGUGAGUGUGUGAACUGCGGCGCCAACAACACGCCGCUGUGGCGCCGGGACUCCACCGGCCACUACCUGUGCAACGCGUGCGGCCUCUACCACAAGAUCAACGGAGUGAACCGGCCGCUCGUGAAGCCGAGCAAGCGGCUGUCGGCGGCUCGACGCCACGGUCAGAGCUGCACCAACUGUGGCUCCAGGAACACGACCCUCUGGAGGAGGAACAACGAGGGCGAGCCCGUAUGUAACGCGUGUGGACUGUACUACAAGCUGCAUGGCAUUAAUAGACCUCUGGCCAUGAGGAAAGAUGGAAUACAAACCAGGAAACGUAAGCCGAAGAAAUCAGCGAACGGCGUGAAGCCUUCACCGGAGACGGCCAAGAAGGACGAACAGACGUCACCGGGAGUCGACGAGAGCAAGCCCAGUAUAUCAGAGGUCCCUCUGCCGCUGACGGCCAGCCUGUCCGGACACUCCUCGAGCAAGUCCCGCGAGCCACUCGGCGCUACUCCCUCGCCGCACGCACACACACACCCGCACUCUCACGCACACUCUCACACACACUCGCACACACACUCACAGAACUCUCAGUACCCCCUGGGGCUGCCGUCCGCCCCCGCCUUCCUCUCCAACCCGUCGCUGUUCAACAUCAAGAGUGAACCGAACGCCGCCUCCGGCUACGAGGGGUACGGCUCACACGCCGCCUCUAACGGACCCUACCACUCGCAGCAACACUACCUGCACGCCCUACAGUACGGCCUCGGAGGUGGGGAGGAGGAGGAGGGCAGCGGGUUCCUUCACCAGCGGAACGUGACCGCACACGCCAAGCUCAUGGCCUCCACGUAG